Molecule: messenger RNA, 876 nt
Organism: Knipowitschia caucasica
Lineage: Eukaryota; Metazoa; Chordata; Actinopteri; Gobiiformes; Gobiidae
Source: the annotation of a GenBank genome assembly
AUGGAGCAGGAAACCACAGAGAGGCCGUGGAUCAAAGAGGAGCCCUCCCAACAGGAGGAGGGGGGCGCCAAGGGAGGCGCCAAGGGAGGCUCCGAGGGAGGCGCCGAGGGAGGCGCAGAGGGAGGCGUGUCCUCGGACUCGGACUGGGACCCUUCGCAGACAGAGGCCGACGAAGAAGCUGCGCUCCUGAACUGUCCGUUCUGUCUGAAGGGAUUCCCCAGUGUGGACAGCUACGAGCUCCACAUCAGCGUCCACACGGGGGACAAACCUUACAGCUGUUCUCUGUGCGACAAAACCUUCAGCACCAAAGGGAACCGCCACACGCACAUGAAGAUCCACCGCGGAGAGAAGCCACACAGCUGCGUCAUGUGUGUGCGCGCCUUCUCCUCCAGCUCCGCGCUCAAAGUGCACAUGCGCUGUCACACGGGAGAGAGGCCUUACAGCUGCUCACUCUGCGACAAAACCUUUGGACAUAAAACGGCUUUAAACGACCACACAAAAACUCACAGCGGCGUCAAACCCUUCAGCUGCACCAUCUGCCAGAAAGGAUUCACCAAGAAGGGGAACUGUGACUCACACAUGCGCCGCCACCUCGGGGAGAAGCCCUACAGCUGCUCAGUCUGUGACAAGGCCUUCGCCCCGCUCAGAGCAGAGACCAGAGACCGGGAGGCCGGAGACCAAGACGGCAGAGACCGAGACGGCGGAGACCGAGACGGCGGAGACCGAGACGGCGGAGACCGAGACGGCGGAGACCGGGACGGCGGAGACCGGGACGGCGGAGACCGGGACGGCGGAGACCGGGACGGCGGAGACCGGGAGGCCUUUCAGCCGCUCAGACCAGAGGCCACAUACAGAGACUCUCGCUGGUCAGAGUGA